AUGAAAGCCAAACGCUCGACUGCAGCCAUGAAUGGUAUUGGAGCCAAUAGUCCCUCAUCGUCGCUAAAACAUGGCAUAGAUCGCGACCGUGAACGUGAAAAGAGACGACGAGUGGCCGAUGGCAACGUUGGAAAGGAAUUUCAAACGAUCAACUUCAACUCUUUGGACGUGUCAGUGCUACGAAAAUAUGUACGAGUACAUAAGAUUAAGAUCGAUCCAUCUGCCAGUAAAGAGGAUUUAGUAGCGGCCGUGUCUCGCCACUUUGCCAAUCAAACCGUCAAGGAAUUGGAUGCUGUUACGUGUUUUCUUUAUACUGCUCGAUACAGAGAUAGCGUUUUACGUCUUCCUCUCAAUAUUUAG
Messenger RNA from Lichtheimia ornata, 360 nucleotides. RefSeq lists its product as uncharacterized. Bases 1 to 360 code for a protein of 119 amino acids. The transcript has 3 exons. Gene Ontology annotation, cellular component: histone deacetylase complex. Lineage: Eukaryota; Fungi; Mucoromycota; Mucoromycetes; Mucorales; Lichtheimiaceae. The record is from RefSeq and is a predicted model, not a curated record. Gene Ontology annotation, biological process: regulation of DNA-templated transcription. Gene Ontology annotation, molecular function: protein binding; transcription coregulator activity.